ACCAGAAAUGCCUAGGCUAGAAUUGAGUGAAGCAGCAAAAAUCGAUGAUAUCCUUGCAAAGUGCAUUGUUACAAGCAGCAAGUUGGAUCAAGGUCAGCUGGGCAGUACCAUAGCCAUGGGGGAUGAAUAUUGCCCUGCACCUCCUUUCAAUAUAGGGCUUGAUGAAAUUUUUGGACCAAGCAUGGUUGAAGAUUUGGCAAGGCCUGCAGGGAUGUUUGAUGACUGUUGCCAACAAAAUGGUUAUGAGUUGCAGUCUGUUGAUAUUCCGGGAACAAGCAUCGAUGAAGGCGUGUUGGGAGUUGAACUGUCAAAGCAAAUCAUCGGGGCAAGCAGUGGCAAUCUUGACAUGUGUCCUGAAGCAAAGGGGAAAACACCCGCGGUCAUCGAAAUCCCUGAUGAAGGUGUGUUGGAAGUUCAACUGUCACAACAAAUCAAUAGUGCAAGCAGAAGCAUUGUUCACAUGUACCUGGAAGCAAAGGAAAAAACAUCCAUGGUCAUCGAAAUCCCUGAUGAUGAUUUGCUUUGGGACUUAGAAGAAAUUGACUUAGCGUGUGAAGAAGCAGAGAAAAGGGCUCAAGGCAGAAGGACACAGUAUAGCACGGAGAACUUAUCACCUACCAACUUCCAAACGCCAGAGAAAACAUGUGGGAAGGAUGGAUAAGUUGGUUCCAGUAGCAGCUCAGGAGAAAUCAUGAACAAAUUUGAGAGACGCAUCAUCAAGCCACCAGCAUGCAAGAGGUCACCUUUUGUGGAUUACAACGAGAAUAGGCUUUCUAACUGCACCCCAGCAGUAAACAGGUUGUAUGCUGCAGUCCUUCUACACGCAAGAUUGAGUGAGGAGGAGUCUGGACCUGAAGACAUGAGCCCUACUAUUGUUGAUUACGGCGGUUACCAUGUUUCACUCAGAGAACUCGCUGGCUCAAUGAAAAAGACCGGUCAUGUCAAGUCGCACGUGUUCGAACUAAUUAUCGACGCUAUAAUGCGGGACUUGCCUGCAAAUUCCAAGAAGAUAAUCAUGCCCGUCAGAUUUUUGAUAAGGCUGCAGCAAAUGAUUUGGAACACUCAAGAGAUAAAUGCCAGAUUCAACAAAUCAAAUCACUUGGAUCGGAAGGAUAUGAUCAUGUUCCCUAUUCUAGAGAACUUAGACAGAGCAAAUCUUGUAUCAGCGAACCACUACUGGCUUUUCAAUGUCAAUAUUAGGGACCGCAGGUUCGAGGUGUUCGAUUCAUGGAGGAGCCUGGCACAGAGCAAAACUCUUGACGACAACGCUAGAUUGAUUGCUGUAACAGUGCGUUCAUUGUGGGACCAACACUACCAUGAAUCACGCGUAAGCUUGGAUGAUUUUCGCUUGAAGGAAAUUGAUGUUCCAAAACAAGAUAAUGAUUAUGAUUGCGGCAUUUUCACUUCGACAAUAGCGAGUGUGUGGAAAGCAAGGAACUUGCCAAACUUCGGUCCGAAAGACAUCCCCAACAUCAGGAAGAACAUCACGAGUUCUUUAAUUAACACAGUUGCCAAGAAAGCACCAUGGCAGGCUAUUUUGAAGCUUUGACUUGGUACAGGUUUGUCACACAGCACCAUAUAUUUCUUUAGCAUUAAUAAGAUAGCUUGUAGUACCUUUUUAAAAAAAUUACACUGUCAAGUUAUUGUCCAACUUAUUGUCUUGAAAAAAGAAGGAAUCAAAGACCCAAACACCAAGACAGGAAUUAGUACAAAGGUCACAAAAAUUAAAUAUUACAUCUCAUACGGCACAAGAGUUGCCUGACAUCCAAGCUUAAAUUG
Molecule: messenger RNA, 1779 nt
Organism: Triticum aestivum (bread wheat)
Lineage: Eukaryota; Viridiplantae; Streptophyta; Magnoliopsida; Poales; Poaceae
Exons: 5
Coding region: 692-1549 (285 amino acids)
Biological process (GO): proteolysis
Molecular function (GO): cysteine-type peptidase activity
Source: RefSeq, a predicted model, not a curated record